UGUUUUGUUUUUUAAUUUUAGGUGCGCAGAGGUUCAUAAUGUCAAUAGUCCACUCAUCCAUCCAUGCCAAAUGGGUCGUGGGGAAGGUGAUUGGUACAGCGAUGGUAAAAACUGCUAAAGUAAGAGCAACCAGACUUGUUUUGGAUCCGUACUUACUAAAGUACUUUAAUAAGCGGAAAACCUACUUUGCCCAUGAUGCCCUCCAGCAGUGCAGCGUCGGGGACAUCGUGCUCCUCAAAGCCUUGCCCGUCCCACGAACAAAGCAUGUGAAACAUGAACUGGCUGAGAUCAUCUUCAAAGUUGGCCGAGUUAUCGACCCAAUCACAGGAAAGGCCUGUGCAGGAACAGCCUACCUAGAGAGUCCACUCAGUUCAGAAACCACUCACCUAAGCAAAACCCUGGAAGGCCUCAAGGUCUCAACCUAGGGAAGAAGGAGCCAAAGGGAUUUCUGUCUAUAUGUUUGUCCUGUGCCUUUCAUUACUAACUGUCCAGUUUCUCUUAUGAUAUUAAAAGUAGUAAAUGAAACACA
Psammomys obesus (fat sand rat) is the source of this 529-nucleotide messenger RNA. It is a transcript of the gene Mrps17, whose product is annotated as mitochondrial ribosomal protein S17. Gene Ontology annotation, biological process: mitochondrial translation. The record is from RefSeq and is a predicted model, not a curated record. The transcript has 2 exons. Lineage: Eukaryota; Metazoa; Chordata; Mammalia; Rodentia; Muridae. Gene Ontology annotation, molecular function: structural constituent of ribosome. Gene Ontology annotation, cellular component: ribosome; mitochondrial small ribosomal subunit. Bases 39 to 425 code for a protein of 128 amino acids.